Molecule: messenger RNA, 1833 nt
Organism: Fusarium oxysporum Fo47
Lineage: Eukaryota; Fungi; Ascomycota; Sordariomycetes; Hypocreales; Nectriaceae
Product: transmembrane amino acid transporter protein-domain-containing protein
Exons: 1
Coding region: 250-1716 (488 amino acids)
Biological process (GO): amino acid transmembrane transport
Cellular component (GO): vacuolar membrane
Molecular function (GO): amino acid transmembrane transporter activity
Source: RefSeq, a predicted model, not a curated record
GAGCUUAAUGAGGGAAUUCCGAGCUCUUAUCCGACCUACUUGUACGCUUAGGUUCUUGGACUCCUUGCUAACUCAGUAUCUUAUAUAUUCCUCUUCCAUCUCUGUAUCCAUCUUGCACUUCAUCCUCCCCUUCCUCCUCAUCCAUCCCGUAUACCCAUCAUAUAUCAUAACUCAUGUGUACUCCCUAAGCAAGCAAAGUUACUUAAUAUACCUAUAUACAUACACACUUACAUACAAACAACCGCCAUCAUGUCUGCAUAUCCUCAAGACGUCCACAACGACAUCUACCCCUCAGACCAAGGCCACGACUCCAGCAAAACCAACAGCAAAGAAAAAGUACCCCUCGACAAUGAAAAGGGCCACGACAUAGAUCUUCACUCUGCCCACAACGUCCCCGUCGUAGACAAUGGCUUCGGCGGCGGCGAGGGCUCCAAGAACUUCCGCAACAUGACAAAAUGGGACACCACCUUUGCUCUGCUGACCAACCAAGUCGGUCUCGGUGUGUUGUCGUUGCCCAGCGUUCUCAAGACGAUGGGCAUCAUUCCUGGUCUUAUUGCUAUUAUUGGCAUUGGUCUUUUGUCGUGGUAUACUGCUUUUGUGCUGAAGCAGUUCUUUGGAAGACAUCCUCAUGUGUUGAACGUCGUUGACAUGACCCGUGUUGUUGGCGGUCGUCCCCUUGCUAUCGCUUCUGGCAUUGGUCUGUUGGUCCAGGUGAUCAUGACAGCUGCUUCGGCGAGUGUCACGCUCUCAAUCGCCUUCAACACGAUCUCCAGCCACUCCAUCUGCACUGUGGGCUUCAUCGGCGUCGGCUGUCUCUGCUGCUGGGUCCUCUGCGCGCCCCGAACCUCCAAGUUCGUCUCGCAGUCCGGCAUCCCCUGCAUGGUCUCUGUCAUCGCCGCCGCGGUGCUAGUCAUGAUCUCCCUCGGAAUCAAGAACCCCAGCGCUGCGCCCGUCGGCUGGAAGAAGGACAUCAAGAUCGUAGCAAACCCCGACUUCCGCUCUGGUCUCAACGCGUGCCUCAAGAUCUGCUACGCUUACUCUGGUAACAUCAACUUCGUCACUUACAUGGCUGAGAUGAUCGACCCCGUCAAGGACUUUGGCUUUGCCCUUGCCUGGUUGGAGGUUGUGUCCAUCACCUUCUACGUUGUCGUGGCUAUCGCCAUCUACUGCCUUGCUGGUGAGUACACUGUCUCGCCCGCCCUCGGCUCGGCUUCAGAGAACAUUGCCAAGAUCGCCUAUGGCAUUGUCCUCCCCGCUGUUCUAUCCACCGGACUCGCCUUUGGCCACACCGGAAUCAAGUACGUGUACGUCCAGGUGAUGAAGCACUUCAAGCUCCAAAGCGAGAUGACUGCCAACAAUGUUCGCUCGUGGUCCAUCUGGAUGACCAUCGUGACCGUCUUCUGGGCUCUCUGCUUCAUCCUCUCCAACGCCAUCCCCGUGUUCGACUCUAUCUUGUCUAUUGCCUCGGCGACUACCAUCUCGUGGUUCACAUUCGGCUUCAGCGCCGUAUUCUGGUUCCACAUGAACUGGCACCAGAUGUUUGCCAGCCCCACCAAGAUCCUGUUGACCUGUGUCAACGCAUUCCUCAUCGCAAUUUCGAUUUUCAUGAACGCGGCUGGUCUGUGGUCAUCUAUCACGGAGCUGUUGGACCUGUUUGCCAACGACUCCAGUUCCAUCCAGGGCGUCUUCGACUGCGGAAGCAAUGCCCUCUUCUGAGCAGGUCUCGGACUCGUGUAUGAAGUAAAGUAUCCAGUUAUUUUUUCAUUUAGACAGCGGGAAUCAUUCUUUCACUCUCUGUAAGAGCAUUACGUUGGUAUCUCCUGAAUUCUGUCA